This is a messenger RNA of Diceros bicornis minor, 1468 nucleotides long. RefSeq names its product chromosome 8 C4orf19 homolog (gene PGCKA1). NCBI's taxonomy places the organism in Eukaryota, Metazoa, Chordata, Mammalia, Perissodactyla, Rhinocerotidae. The transcript is spliced from 4 exons. Bases 175 to 1131 code for a protein of 318 amino acids. The record is from RefSeq and is a predicted model, not a curated record.
UACUGCUGGAAUACCGAUGGCUGAAGAGCACUGUCGUGUUUGACGCUGAGGAGCUUUGACUGAAGGGAUUUCAUGGUUUCACUCUUGUCCUGGGUGGGAAGGGAGGAGAAGUUGAACUUCUAGAGAAACCUAAUGGACAAUCUCCACAGCAGAUGGUAACAAAAAAUAAUCCAGAUGGGGUGCAGGUGCUGUAAAAUGAUACAAAGCUAUUUCUUUGAUCCAGUCCAAGUGUCCUCCCCUGGCUAUGUCAACGAAGUGAACAGCUGCAAGUCAGAUGAAGAUGACACUGUUAAAUUAAAAGGCAAGCAGAGCAACGAAGUCCUGGUGCAGAGAAAUGACCUUCAGAGUGAGGGCUUGAAGAGGACCGCGAGCAGAAGCAGAGCGGCUGGUCCGCAGGAGCCCUGCUGGCCUCACCCGGGACUGCUCCCUCAGGAGGACACGGGAGGGGGACCCCGUGCCGAGAAGACUGGCAGUGCCAUCAAUGGCAUCGGCCUCGCCGCUGCUCUGCAGCCCACUGGGGAUCCUGGGCCCCACCAGGGUGACAGGGGCUCCUGGGCCAGUACCUCGAACAACGUUCACCCGACUCAACCCUUCCUUGAAGAAGAGGGCACCAGGGAACAGGACUGUGUGCUGCCAGCCUCAGAAGAGACCAGAGUCAUCCAAAACGGAGACUCCAGAGCUCCUUCCCAGGCAGAACACGGUGCCUUGGGAGUACAAGACCAUGUCCUCCAGCUACCAGCCCCGGAUUACCCUCAGCUUUGGGACUCAGCUGUAGACAACGUUGAUCAUGGAAAAAACGAUUGUCUUUUCAAGAGCCAUACCACGGAGGAGCCCCUGGAGGGAAUUCACCCCAGCGGUGGGGAGCAUGGUUUGAAUACGCCCUUCUCCAGGAAGAGAAGCUGGGAUUCAUUAAACGAGGCCGUGGCGACAGAAGUUCUAAGUGUGUACUUUAAAGAAGAGGAUCCUGCUCAGGGCGUGCCUGUGGUUGAUUUGAGAAACGGGUGGGAGGAUGCCCAUGGCUCCACUGGAGACAGGAGUAGAGAGAUGGCAGACGAGGACGCGGCGGUGGCAGAAGCCCUGGCGGCUUUAGAAGCUGCGACUGCAGGAGAAGAUGAGGAUGAAGCGGAUUAGGGGAGGGGAUUUGUACAGGCAAAUAAGCUAGUGUCCUGUGGCCACGUGGAGUGUUGCUCCUUAGAUGCAGCGCUGAUACUCUGCAGCCUGCACUGGUGCAGUCGUAUGGUUGUUUACAUCCAGCCUCUGUUCGGAUGCUUGGGAGCGCCUGUGCCAUGCCACCUGUUAGAUAUGGAGAACAUCACUGUGUAGACGGGCUGUCACUCAGGACAACAGAAGAAAAGCCAGAGUGGGCCAUUGUGCCGGUGUCCACAGCACAUGCCGAAAUCAAACAGCCUGCUCGCCAACCCGCAAAGCUCCCCCAGCGCAUCUGUACCACCUGGAGAAUGUGCUGAAG